Molecule: messenger RNA, 936 nt
Organism: Heterostelium album PN500
Lineage: Eukaryota; Evosea; Eumycetozoa; Acytosteliales; Acytosteliaceae
Product: L-type lectin-domain containing protein
Exons: 1
Coding region: 1-936 (311 amino acids)
Molecular function (GO): carbohydrate binding
Source: RefSeq, a predicted model, not a curated record
AUGGGAAAUAUGGAGGAUAAUGAUAAAACAAGUAAUAUAGAUUCUCAACUUGCAGGAAGAGUACUAAAGAAUAGAGUAUUGCUCUAUGCGAUCGUUUUUCGUUUACCUUUAUUUGUAAUGACAAAAAGGAACUGUGUGAUCAAUGCAUACCCAUCAACUUAUUUUGAUAAUCUAAAGUGGAUUAAAAAUGAAGAGGAAGAAGAUGAUGAAGAGGAAGAGCAGAGAGCAGUGGAGAAUGGCGUAGAUAAAAAAGAGAAAGAGAAAGAGAAAGAGAAACAAGAAAAACAAGAAAAAGAAGACGAUGUCAAUCUAUACAGAGAGUUAAGAUUGGUAAAGGAUAUACAUUUUAUUUCGCCUAUCAACAGUUUUUGUUGGAGUAGGAAAAAGGUUCGGUAUAUCUCUGGUGGUUUCAUUGUUCGAUUCGAUUUCAAAAUGGGAAAGCAUCCACUGAAGUAUAAUGAUGGUCCACCGGCAGAUGGAUUUGCAUUCGUCAUACACAAUGACCCAAGAGGUACCGAUACCGUUAGCAGGUUGUACUAUGGUGGCAGCGGACUUGGUUACAGUGGCAUUACAGCAUCGAUAGCUGUAGAGUUUGACGACUUCAAGUACAACGACGAUCCAAACGACAAUCAUAUUGCAAUACAUACCAACGGUACCGAUCUGAACAAUUCCGAACAAAAGUAUGCAUUGACCUAUGCUUCACCCUCGUUCAAGCUGUGUGACUUCAAGUAUCACCAAGUCGAGAUUAUCUAUGAACCAAUAGGGCAGCAAUUAACAGUAAUAGUAGAUCAUGAUGAAGUUAUUAAUCAUAAUAUCGACAUCAAUGAUACCAUUGGCAUUGGUGAAGAUGAUUCAGCUUUUGUUGGAUUCACAUCGGCUUGUGGGGAAUUUACACAAAACGUUUUCAUAAAGAAUUGUUCAAUAUAUAGAUACUAA